UUUGAGGAUUUCAAAUGAAAUGGGCUUUUGAAACAUUACAACGUUAUCGUAAGAGGUUCUGCAUGUUCAACGAUGACAUACAAGGAACUGCUGGUGUUGCUCUCGCUGGACUAUUGGGAAAUGUGAGAGCUCAAGGGCAGCCAUUGAGUGAUUUUGUUAACCAAAAGAUAGUAGUGGUAGGGGCUGGAAGUGUUGGGCUCGGUGUUCUUAACAUGGCUAUUCAGGCUGUUUUGAGAAUGGUAGGGAACAACGAUUCUACUGCAAGAAAUCGAUUUUUUUUCUAAUAGACAAAGAUG
Molecule: messenger RNA, 296 nt
Organism: Cucumis sativus (cucumber)
Lineage: Eukaryota; Viridiplantae; Streptophyta; Magnoliopsida; Cucurbitales; Cucurbitaceae
Product: NAD-dependent malic enzyme 2, mitochondrial-like
Exons: 3
Coding region: 15-284 (89 amino acids)
Biological process (GO): malate metabolic process; pyruvate metabolic process
Cellular component (GO): mitochondrion
Molecular function (GO): NAD binding; malate dehydrogenase (decarboxylating) (NAD+) activity
Source: RefSeq, a predicted model, not a curated record